AUUCUGUCUCCCUGUCUCUCUCUCUCUCAAAAAUAAAUACAUAAGCAUUAACAGACCAAAUUUACCGGUUUACCAAAAAACUCCAUUGUUGUCUUUAACUGCGGAGUUUAUAGCAAAUUGCUGUGGCUGCAUUGGCACAACCCUUGGGCUGGGCAGAGCCAGUUCUCCAGGGUUAAGGGCCUUCAGAUCCCCUCGUCUGCCAGCCUCCAGUCUCUCCUCACUCUGGGACGGACAGCCUGGGGAGACUCCGUUCCCCCAGCACACGGCCUUGUCCACCCACUGGAUGCAACAGGGCACCGAGGCAGAUGCAAACGGAGCUCCAGAUGCUAAUGUGAAGACUCAAAUGCACACGGGUCAGCAUUAUUACUGAAUGUUUAAAAGGCCGCUCAAUCCAUUGCUGGGCUGAUGGCCACAGCAACCGGGCUGCCCCACGCAGCACCCGCCACACCCCGGAACCAACGAUGACACUGAGAAAGGGAACAAAGAGUGACCCUUCUUGAAAGAGGCCCACGGAAAGCAACUGAGCCCAUUCUGGACUUCAGAUGGAAAUGCAAAAGGAGAUGGUUGGGACUAAAGGAGUCACAAUCCAGGAGAAAACGGAUGUGACUGAAAGUUCCAGGUGCCAGAAGACGGACACAGAAGACAGCAGCAAUGUGAAUGAACUAGCUCUGGAGAUAGUUAAGCGUGCCAUUGCUGCUGCUAUCAAGUUUGUGGAAGAAACUAAAAACCCCAUCAAGAACAUCCAGUGGCUCACCCAUGGUGAAUUCACAGCAGAGAAAGGCCAUAGACAAAUUGAGAAGUUUAUUUUGACUUGGGAGUAUCAAGAACGCUGGGUGUACCACACACAGUUCAUAGAGAGGAAAGACGUGGUUCACAGCUACUACUACCUCUACUGUGUACGCUGGAGCAACCGGAUCACUAUGAGAGCCAUGCUACAAGUCCCCGCCUCUGUCUACUUCACCAUCAAGAUCACCAAAAACAAACUUCCAGAUAUGCCCAUUGAGGUCUCUUAUGUCUUUGAGGGCCAUUCGUUUGUUCACAGACCAGGAAUGACUCGCUUUCGAGAAAAAUGGCUGAGGGACAUUACUGAGGCCAGAAGUAUUUUAAUGGAGUCAAUUGCCUUCUAAUUCAAUGGUG
This is a messenger RNA of Herpailurus yagouaroundi (jaguarundi), 1137 nucleotides long. RefSeq names its product A-kinase anchoring protein 14 (gene AKAP14). Bases 543 to 1127 code for a protein of 194 amino acids. Gene Ontology annotation, molecular function: protein kinase A regulatory subunit binding. The transcript is spliced from 6 exons. Lineage: Eukaryota; Metazoa; Chordata; Mammalia; Carnivora; Felidae. Gene Ontology annotation, cellular component: cAMP-dependent protein kinase complex. The record is from RefSeq and is a predicted model, not a curated record.